AAAAAAUUCAAUCAUACUGGUUUUUAUUAUUAGAAAAACCCACCAACCAGUUACUCCAAUCACAAACCGCUUCUUUCCUUUCUCUGCUAUUUCAUUCAUCUCUGCAACUUCAGGCCUAAUCAUGGAAGACUGAAACUAGUGCCCCAUUAAAGGUACAUUCAAAAUCAUCCAAAUAAAUAAAUAAAUAACCCCACUAGUACUAGUACUCAUAUUUUUUCAAUUUUUCUCCUUUUUUAAAAAAAAAAAUUAUAUUUUAGUUUUCAAAUUGGAAUUUUGGGACCAGUUUUAUUGAGAGCAGUACUAGUAGUAAUAAUUUGUAGUGAAAAAGGAAUCCAAUAAUACUAGAAAAAUGUAAAAGAAAUUGAAAGGAAGAAAAAAAGUUAGCCAAAAGAAGGAACAAAAUUACAAACUCUGCUUUUGUUCUGUUUUCUGAUACAUGCACGUCUUAGUCCUUUGAUGAUGACUACUGAGACUCUCUUUCCAUGUCGUUUUUCAUCACCAUCUUGAUUCUAUUCUCAGAAACACACCGAAAAAGCCGGGGAAGAAAAACUUAACCUUCUUUUUUAUUCAUUUUUUUCACCAUUUUUUCUAUUCAUAGAAGAACACUUGUUUUCAAUAUGCAUCAUUCUGAAUUUCUGCUAUAUUCUAUUUUCAUUUGUUGGUUUCACAGUUUGUGAUUAGCUAUGGAUGAUUCUGGUUCAAAGAAAAUCACUUCUUCUUUCUUCAAUUCUUCAAACUUGUUCACUAAUUUCACACCAAAAGGUUGUUUUCAUCAUGAAACUGAAUCAACUAUGAUGAGUCCUACUUCAAUUCUUGAUAACAAGCCUUUUUCUGUCUUCAAGAAGAAUCCUUUUUGGUCUGAAACAAACAGUCCUAAAACACAACAUGUUCACAAAUUGGAGUCAAAAGUUGUUGGUCUUGGUUUAGUUGAUGUUCUUGUAGAUGAAAAAAACAAUGAAGUGAAUUCAAAACCAGAAAACAGAACUGUUCUGUUUGGAUCUCAGUUAAAGAUUCAGAUUCCACCUUUUUUACCAACAAGUUCAACUUUUUCUUCUUCAUCUGAAUCAUCACCUUUAUCUAGAGGUGAUUUCAGUAUCAAGACAGGAAAUUCUCAUUUGGGUUUUUCUUCUGGAAGCUUUUCACUUUCUCCUGUUGGAAAAUCUUCAUCUGGGGUGUGUACUAAUUCUGUUCUUGAAACUGAAACUGAAACUUCAAAUUCUUCUACUAAUGGAGUUUUCAAAGGGUGUCUUUCUGCAAGUGAAAUGGAACUUUCAGAGGAUUAUACUCGUGUGAUUUCUCAUGGACCAAAUCCAAGAACAACUCACAUAUUUGAUAAUUGUAUAAUUGAGAGUAGUUGUUUUGAUGUUGGAUUCUCUGUUUCUGUUCAAGAGAAUGAGUAUUGUUAUCCUUCUGUGAACUUUCUGAGUAAAUGUUUUCAUUGCAAGAAGAAUCUUGAGCAGGGUGAAGACAUCUUCAUGUACAGGGGUGAGAUGGCAUUUUGCAGCAAUGAAUGUCGUUCCGAGGGGAUGCUGUUGGAGGAAGGGAAGCUCAAGUUGGAAGCCAAGGAUGUUUAAUUUAUGGAACAUAAUUCCAUCUA
This is a messenger RNA of Trifolium pratense (red clover), 1597 nucleotides long. Its product is annotated as FCS-Like Zinc finger 8-like. Bases 684 to 1574 code for a protein of 296 amino acids. The record is from RefSeq and is a predicted model, not a curated record. The transcript has 2 exons. NCBI's taxonomy places the organism in Eukaryota, Viridiplantae, Streptophyta, Magnoliopsida, Fabales, Fabaceae.